UCAGUUGAAAUGAAUGCUUUUUUAAAGAAAACUAAUAAGUGUUUGUAUUUGUACACAAAAAAUACGUCGACAAUGGGAUUUAACCGGUACAAAAGUAUUGAUGGAAGUGGUAGAUUUGGUAGAGGUUCAAUUGGAGACUCAGAUGAAAACAAACACGAAGCUUCCUCAGAAGAACAACAUUUUUAUAAAGAAAAUAAGUUUCGAGUUGAAAAACUAAAACAAAUUAUUUCGUAUCGGAAUAAACAGAUAAAUGAACACAUCGAGGACAUUAUCAAAAGUAUAAAAGAGUUUAAAGAUAAAUGACACCUUAUAUACUAUUUUCAUUAAUAUUUCAUUCGAACACUAAGGAUAAUCAUAGUG
Messenger RNA from Rhopalosiphum padi (bird cherry-oat aphid), 360 nucleotides. RefSeq lists its product as uncharacterized. NCBI's taxonomy places the organism in Eukaryota, Metazoa, Arthropoda, Insecta, Hemiptera, Aphididae. The transcript has 3 exons. Bases 10 to 303 code for a protein of 97 amino acids. The record is from RefSeq and is a predicted model, not a curated record.